This is a messenger RNA of Rattus norvegicus (Norway rat), 6888 nucleotides long. RefSeq names its product G protein-coupled receptor 156 (gene Gpr156). Gene Ontology annotation, biological process: G protein-coupled receptor signaling pathway. Gene Ontology annotation, molecular function: G protein-coupled receptor activity; G protein-coupled GABA receptor activity. Gene Ontology annotation, cellular component: plasma membrane; membrane. The record is from RefSeq and is a predicted model, not a curated record. NCBI's taxonomy places the organism in Eukaryota, Metazoa, Chordata, Mammalia, Rodentia, Muridae.
UUUUUUUUUUUUUUUUUUGGAAGUGCUACAAGAGUCUUGCUAGAAGUCUCUACAGCUGCAGUGGGAAGGAGAACAGAAGUUGAAAUCUCUACCUGAGCAAUUUGCUACCCGUGUGGAACUGGAACCCUCAGCUGGGAGAGAAAAGGGGACUUUUUUCCCUCCCAUGUGUCUAUUGUCCCCCCUCGCCGUUUAAAAGCGCGUUGUUGGAAAUAUUUUUCAGUUGUGCGAGACUGGAAAUACACGCUCAGGGAUUCAUUUUUUUAAAAAAUCAAUAUCAAAGGCGACAUAAUACUCCUCCGUAAAGCAGGCUUCCUUGAUGAGAUCCUUCUGCUUUUCCUUUCUGCUCAUUAGUGUCACAUUGUCAGUGCGCCUGUCAUUACUGUCCUUUGCCUGAGCCGGCACAAUGAGGUAACAGGCAUUUGCUCUGGAAUGGGAAUCUAAGUUUCCAUCUUUUAAAAUGCUCACAAGGAUGCAGCCCUGAAUUGAUACUCCAUUAUGUUCGUAGCCCAGGAGAGCUAUGAAUUCUGAAAUAUGGAUGCCUCAAACCUAUUUGUAUUUUCAUAUAUUAAAUUUAUAUAGCGUAUAUUCUAGAUAGCUCAGCGGGUAAUGGCACUUGCCACUAAGCUGGACGCUCUGAGGUCAAUCAAUCCCCAGGACCCACGGGGUGGAAGGACAGAAUCAAUUCCUGGGAGUUGUCCUCUGAACUCUACAUGUAUGACAUGGUACACGGAUGCCAAUACACACAUACAGAAAUGUAAUUCUAAAAAAUUUAAAUCCAUAUAUUCUCAUAUGCCUGCGUGUUAAAUAGCCCUAGAUUCUGAAAAAUAGCUGUCGGGAUUGAAUUAAAUUUUUAUUCUAUUUUACAAGAGGAAUCAGAAAAGUAUCUUUGUAGUGAAAAAGUUAAAACCCAGGGACAUGGUGGCCUCACGAGCUGAGGGGAGAGGUUUAACUCAUUUGCUUUGCGAUUUCCACUUCUAAAUGCUUCGAUAGGUUCCUACUCAGGACUUAAUGUUUGACACAAAAUGACCAUUAAUGAGAAGUGAAGCCAUAGGACACUGAGACCAUCAGCUAAAGAGAAUCUGGGGCCAGGAUAUUUGGCAAGUUUUCUUUUGUGCUUAAUAACUAAAGCUUAUGUUUGGAUGAUCAGUUGAUUGGGCUAUAAAAUCCACAUCUCUGGAAUCCAGGUCAGUCUGUUCUUACCGGCUAAGGAAGUGAGGCAGAAAUGCACGUGACGGGCUUGCUGAUAAGCCAGCAGCAGGAGAAAGACUCCGUGGCUCAAAUGAUUUGAAAGGGACAGAGCUGGAGGGGAUCUUAGGUCUAGUUGGGUUUAAACACUGCUAACCAUUUAGUUAUUCUGUAACCCUGUCCUUCUGGGUCCUUUAUAGCUCCAGUGAUUUUAGGUCCAAAAUGACAUGCUGGUGGGUGGAAAUUUUGCUCUCUCCAGAUUAAAAUAAAUCUGUGCGAGCACUGAGGACUACAGAAAAGCAGUUGAGCUUAGAGAGGCCAGGCCCACCCAGCACUCAAGGCUUCAGGAUAUAAAAGAAGUUACACAUCCCCUGCCCAGCUGCAAACAGCUGGACAGUCCAAGGCGAGCAGGUUUUCUGAAGCCAGGGAGAGCACUGUGUGCUGUUCACUUCCAUCACUAACAGCCACUGAGUUAGGAAGCUGUGUGGUCAAAAGGUGAGGUCUGCUUCACAGUGCUGAGUCACAUGACCUGGGAGGCGUUAGACAAAAGCACUUCCUAGGGAGAACUUUCUGGGAAGGAUUUAAUCAAUGGGAAAGAGCCUUCAGAGCAACCUGAUCUCAUUGGAGACAAGUGAACGUAUGUGCACAAUCAUAUGUGAAUGAAUACUCCCACAGACCCUGCGGUUUCCUAGAAACAGAGAGCGGGAGAGCACAGAGCUUUCACAAACACCCUGUUAGGAGGAAAGCCCAGGAGAAGCUCACCCACACAACAAGACUCCUCAGUGAGGACUUAGCUCCGUCCAAGCCCAUAGUGUGCAGAAACUCACAGCCCACAGAGCCUCCAAAUUAACCAGUCUUUCUGUGUGCAGUAACUUCAGGGAAGUCUCAGCCAUUCCAGACAAGUCCAGAGAGACACCCAGAAGACAGUUCUAUUACCCAGCAGAUCUCCUUGUCUAACACAGGGUCAUUAAGCCAGAUCAUGACCCCUUCUGGUCUCUGGCACUUUGGCGAUCACCUGCAAGGGGCUUAUAGUCCCCUUAGAGAAGCAAGUUCCAGGGCAGACGCUGGGAGAGCAACUGAGAGGCUAUUUCAAGGAAGACUUUGGUCAGUUGGUGGCAGUAGAGGUAGAGAAGAAGCAGUUCUGCUGUCUUUCAAGAAUAGAACCAAUGAGAUUUCAUGACAGAUUGAAUGUGGGAAGUAAGAGUCAACAAUGAUGCCAAGGUUUUCGGCUCGAGCAAACAGAAAGUUGCAGUCCUGGAGUUCUCAUGCUGAACUGGAGAUGGAUGGUGGAGGAACAGCUUUCGGAAGACAAGGAGUUAAGUUUUGAAUGGACUGUGCUUUAAAGUUUAAAAAAAAAAAAUCAGGGGUGGUGGUAACACCUUUGAUCCCAGCACUGGGCAGGCAGAGGCAGAGACCUGUGAAUCUCUGUGAGUUCGAUUCCAGCCUGGAAUACAUAGCAAGUUCCGGAACAGUCAGGGAUACACGGAUUGUGAAGAUGUCCAGCCCCAAUCUGAACAUUGUGACCUUGCUGGGCAGUUGUCUGACCUACAGCAGCGCUUACCUUUUCGGGAUUCAGGACGCUCUUGUGGGGAGUUCAGUGGAAGCUCUCAUUCAGACGAGACUGUCCUUGCUGUGCAUCGGGACGACCCUGGUGUUUGGCCCUAUUCUGGGGAAGAGCUGGCGACUCUACAAAGUGUUUACCCAGAGAGUCCCGGACAAGAGAGUGAUUAUCAAAGACCUGCAGUUGCUGGGGUUGGUGGCAGCCCUGGUGGUGGCUGAUGUAAUCCUGCUCGUGACGUGGGUGCUGACGGAUCCCAUCCAGUGCCUCCAGAUCCUUGGUGUCAGCAUGAAGGUGACAGGGAGAGAUGUAUCCUGCUCUUUGACCAACACACAUUUCUGUGCUUCACGGUACUCUGAUGUCUGGAUUGCCCUGGUUUUGGGAUGCAAGGGGCUGCUGCUGCUGUAUGGCGCUUACCUGGCUGGCCUGACCAACCAUGUCAGCUCUCCUCCAGUGAACCAGUCUUUGACCAUCAUGGUCGGAGUCAACCUCCUGCUCCUCACUGCUGGCCUGCUUUUUGUGGUCACCAGAUACUUGCACUCCUGGCCCAAUCUGGUCUUUGGACUCACAUCUGGAGGUAUCUUCGUUUGCACCACCACCGUGAACUGCUGUGUCUUCCUUCCCCAGCUGAGGCAGCGGAAGGCAUUUGAAGGAGAAAACCAAACAAUCAGACACAUGGCCAAAUACUUCAGCACUCCCAGCAAAACCUUCCGCAGCAAGUUCGACGAGGACCAGAGCUGCCACUUGAGAGAUGAGAAGAGCUGCAUGGAGAGGCUCCUCACGGAAAAAAACGCAGUAAUCGAAAGCCUGCAAGAGCAAGUGAGCAAUGCCAAGGAGAAGCUGGUGAAGUUGAUGUCUGCGGAGUGCGCCCUGGACUCCCCAGAGUGGGCCGUCCCAGCUGCAGCCUCUGCCGGUGGACCCGCAGAAUGCCCCGCUACUUCUGAGAAAGAGAGCGGAGCAGCUGCUGAGGACUCCCUACCUGCCUCAGCGGCCUCCCAGCACAUGCAAGGCCCCGGGGCAUCGAGAAGGGACGCCAGUCCCUCUCCAGACCAAAAGUACGACAUGCCUUUGAAACAGUUUUGUGAUCAUUUGGACAUGGGCUGCAGCCAAAAGCCAAAGGCUGAACAAAGCGAGGGUCCUGAAAGAGGAAACCAGGAACCCAUGGCCCCCGGUCAGAGUCUAAUGACAGAUGGAGUGGCUUGUGAACCCCAUAGGCCCAGGCAGAACUCAGAGGUACUCCCGGAGAGGCUACCCCGGGUUAGUUCAGUGGUCAGAGAGAAGCUUCAGGAAGUUCUACAAGAGCUGGACCUGGGCACCGAGGCUCCCCUUUCCCCACUGCCUUGUCCCCAGCAGCCCUGGAAGAGUAACACUUCCGGCAGCCCCCAGAAGCUGUCCCCAUCUAAACUGGGUUUCAGCCCGUAUGUGGUGAGAAGGAGACGGGCAGCCCAGCGGGCUCGCUCACGCAUCCCUGGCUCUGUGGGCCUCAAGAUGGGGCAUCAAGCAAAUAAUACUGUUUCUGGUUCACAAAAUGGGCUUAUUGUACAGAACAGAGACAGCCCCAGGCUGGACCACCACAAUGCAAGGUCCAAGGAACCAAGGUCCUCUUCUGUAAAACCAUCUCCAAUCUCAGCACCUCACCAGAGACGGGGUAGCCUGGAGGGCAGCAAACAGUGUGAGACAGAGCCUCAGGAGGCCAGGGGAUACAGUGUAGCUUUUCCUCGACAACCUUCUGCUUCUGCCCCGGCACAAAGUUCCACUGCCCCAUGCCUAUCCUCUUCACCAGCGCUGCCCAGGCAGCGUCAGCCUCUACCCCUACUGUCCCCUGGCUGUCCUUCCUUGUCUUCUGGGUGCUACAACCUUGACAGUGAGUCUAGCAGCUCAGAUGAGUUCUUCUGCCGCUGCCACAGGCCCUACUGUGAAAUUUGCUUCCAGAGCUCUUUGGACUCCAAUGACAGUGACACUUCAGACAGUGACCUUGAGCAGACUUCAGGAUUGGCCUCCUGGGAAAAGCUGUUGGCCCGCUCCAAGCCUGUUGUGAACUUCAAAGAUGACUUGAAGCCCACACUAGUGUGAAAAGCAGCAAAGGUGGGCUGACCACAGAGGUCAGUCUGGGUCCCCACAGAACCAGGGAUCAUGGGAGGGGAGCUAGAGUUUAGUCUUUAGGGACCAGAUCAGCACUGUGCCUUGACCAGCCUCCACUGUGUUUCGGCUGUGUUCUUACUUACUUUGAAGACCUCUUAAUCUAUGAAAGGAAGGGCGUUCCCCACCCUGCUACUACCUCAGCACUACUGUGAACAACUCUAGCAAGGGCUAAGAACAACUCCUUCAGCUGAGGGUUCUAAAUGAGCGGAUAGGCUUAUCCAUUCAGCUUAGCCUGUUCUUUACGAACCUCCGAUGUGUACCAAGUGCUAGCUGGAGAGAUGAACUGAAAGAUAGAGAGAUAAAUUUCUGCAGAACCACUAUGACCCACCAAACCAGCCUGUCAGCGAACAGACCUUCAGGUAGAUGAGCCUACGCCUUUGUCCCUCAUAGGAAGGGUGACUUGCUUUCUGCUGAAGGCUGUAAGCCUCACUAUGUCAGAGUUUCAGCUUCUGGCUCAAGUUGGCCCAGCAUUCCCCACCCCGUUUCUUCUCCACAGACCGUCAUAGCACCUCACACACCGUGAGCCUCAACAUAAUUUCCUAACGUUCCCACAAGCCUCUCAGAUCGUUCUCCUGGGCUCAGUAGUAACUGGAGCCUGCCCACCCUGCUCUCUCCCAGCGACACAAUGUUCUAAGUCUGUGCUGGGAGACUUACUGGUCAAAAGGUAGUUUUAGUGCUACUGAGGUUACGUGACCACUAAAGAUCCCUAAACCUAGAAAAAAAAUAGGGAAAUGGGAAGAAAUAAAGGGCCAGGCAUGGUGGUACACACCUUCUAUCCCAGCACUCAGGAGCAGAGGCAGGCAGAUCUCUCUGAGUUUGAGACCAACCUGGUCUACAUAGAGUUCCAGACAACCAGGGAUACUAUGUAGAGAGAUCCUGUCUCAAAAAAAAAAAAAAAUCAAGCAAGAAAGAAAACAGGAACAAACAGGUUGUGGGCAUUUCACCAGAGUCUGGCUUGGUACUUGGCAAUACCAAAUUUCAGUAGUUCCUAAUGAUAAUCCUUUGAAAUAGAUACUCUUAUCUCUACAGCUAGAGACCUUGGGGCUUGGAGAAAUGAGGUGAUGGGCUGGAGAGAUGGCUCAGUGGUUAAGAACACUGUCUGCUCUUCCAGAAGUCCUGAGUUCAAAUCCCAGCAACCACAUGGUGGCUCACGACCAUCUGUAAUGAGAUCUGAUGCCCUCGAUCAUAGUACAUGCAGAUAGAGUGCUCAUGUACAUUAAAUAAAUGAAUAAAUCUUUAAAAAAGAAAAAGAAAUAAAUGAAUAAAUUUUUAAAAAGAGAAAGGAAGGAAGAAAGGAAGGAAGGAAGGAAGAAAGAAAGAAAGAAAGAAAGAAAGAAAGAAAGAAAGAAAGAAAUGAGGUACCCAAUUCCCCAAUACCAUACUGCUGCAAAGUGACCAGUGGAGAAUUUGCAUAUGCUGCUGAAACAGGUUGGUUUCAAUAUAUCUCUUUAUUCAUUCUUCUGGAAGUGGCAAUCAAGAUCAAAGAGAUAGGACAACUGAACCAAGGCAGAGCAAGCUGGUAAGAUGUCCCUAGAGGAGAAAACCCCUCUUUUCCCACAGCUGGGGCAUGCCUGCAGUUCCAGGGGGAGCCAUGGAGUUGGUGAAGUGUGAGCUCCAGGAACUCACUCACUAAACCUCCUACACUCACUAAGGCUGCAGGACAGACAUUUAGGUUCACUUCAAUUAUUGCCUAACUUGUCACCUGCUGCCCACAUCGCAUCUGCACUGUGUGUAGAUUUUGCGAAGGAGUUUGGGUUCCAGAGAAGGCAUUUGGCACUAAACACCUCACAGACAUUUCAUGGACCCUCAGGUCUGCUGACACCUCCUGGGUCAGGUGCUUAGCCAUGGUGGCCCUGCUGGUAGGACAGCAUCUUCUGCCGUCUACUGUUCAAUACGAAUUUCAUAAUUUAUUCUGUGUGUAUGCGCUGGGGAGUGUAGUUUCAGUGUGUGUUGUUUGUAUGAUGACCACAAGUAUCUUAAUAAAAGAGAAAUGAUUGUCAAAA